Molecule: messenger RNA, 1643 nt
Organism: Aspergillus alliaceus
Lineage: Eukaryota; Fungi; Ascomycota; Eurotiomycetes; Eurotiales; Aspergillaceae
Product: SEC14 family lipid-binding protein
Exons: 4
Coding region: 121-1398 (425 amino acids)
Source: RefSeq, a predicted model, not a curated record
CAGACGACGAUCGUCUGCCCCGUGCGUCAAUCAAUUAAUUUAAUCUUCCCUUAUCCGAACGAUCCGAGACACAAAAUUAUCACUCCAAGACCAGAACAAAAUCUUGAAAAAGAGAACAAGAUGCCUCUGUGGCGGACGAAAUCCAACCAUAGCCAGGAGAGCGGCAACGCUGCGCUAGAAAGCGAUCCCAAGAACGACCCCGUUGCGUCGGCGUCUCAGGCUGCGGGGACGGAAUGGCUCGCCGGACAUUUAAACCACCUCACUGAGGACCAGGAAAAGAAGCUACAGGAGUUCAAAAAACUGUGUGAGGAGAACGGAUAUUAUAAGCCCGGGAGCGAAAAGGAGGAGGCAAGCCAUGAUGAUGCGACGAUGUUGCGGUUUCUACGCGCCCGCAGAUUCGACGUGAAUGGCGCCUGGGGCCAAUUCAAGGAUACCGAAGAUUGGCGCAAAGAGAAUGCCAUCGAGUCGCUGUAUGAGAAUAUUGACGUGGAGUCGUACGACGCCGCGAGGAGGAUGUAUCCUCAGUGGACAGGCCGUCGCGACCGCCGGGGUAUCCCCGUUUACGUGUUCGAGAUCAAGCACCUGAACAGUAAGAAUAUGGCCGCUUAUAACAAUACCAUGUCCGAUCCUUCCGCGACGGCGGAAACACACAAGUCUUCCAAGGUCCCGCAGCGUCUUUUGCGCCUCUUCGCCCUUUACGAGAACCUCCUCCGUUUCGUCAUGCCCUUGUGCUCACAAUUGCCUCGCCCGCACCCCGACACCCCCAUUGUGAGCUCGAACAAUAUUGUCGAUGUUAGCGGUGUUGGAUUGAAGCAGUUCUGGAACUUGAAGGGUCACAUGCAAGAUGCGAGUGUGCUGGCCACGGCACAUUAUCCGGAGACAUUGGAUCGCAUAUUUAUCAUCGGUGCUCCUUCUUUCUUCCCGACCGUUUGGGGUUGGAUUAAACGCUGGUUUGAUCCGGUCACAACAUCCAAGAUCUUUAUCCUCUCUUCUGCGGAAGUCCUACCGACCCUUAGUUCAUUUAUGGAUCUAUCCACUAUCCCCAAGCAGUACGGUGGUCAGCUAGACUGGCAGUGGGGCGACAUGCCAAACCUUGACGGAGAAGCUCGGAAACUUGUCGGCGGAUUGGAGACUCCUCCCCCCGAGGGGGAGACCAAACCCAUUUUCAUGAAAGGACCUGUCCUGUUCAAGGGCGACCAUGUCGAGAUUCUGGGUAAGGUGAACGGCGAGAGCCGUAAGAGCAGUAUUCCUGUGCCGGUGUCCCAAGCCGCUGCGCCGACUACCGAAAACCCGGAACAGCAGAAAUCAGACGAUGCCCUCGCCGCGGAAGUCAGCGAAAAGCUCGGUCUGGAGAGUGGCACCACCGAGAAGACCGCAAAUGGAGACGUCGCUGCUUAAUCUUGUUCGUUCUACUAGAAUACCAUUCCACAUCCUUUUUAAUUCUUCAUCAGCGUCUGAAGAUUGGCGUCAUGGUGGAGUCUAGCUAUUGCAUGUCUAGACGAGUCAUCCUCUUUAUUUGUUCUUAUUCUUCAUAUCUCUGUCAUCAACCUCUAUACUUGGUUUGUUCGGUUCUGUUAGAUUAUUUUCGGCUUUCUCUUUAUACCUGGCUACUACUUACUUUAUCAAGAUACAUAUAUCGGGGU